Orycteropus afer afer is the source of this 360-nucleotide messenger RNA. It is a transcript of the gene LYRM7, whose product is annotated as LYR motif containing 7. Gene Ontology annotation, biological process: mitochondrial respiratory chain complex III assembly. Bases 1 to 360 code for a protein of 119 amino acids. The record is from RefSeq and is a predicted model, not a curated record. The transcript is spliced from 5 exons. NCBI's taxonomy places the organism in Eukaryota, Metazoa, Chordata, Mammalia, Tubulidentata, Orycteropodidae.
AUGGGUCAGGCGGCCAAGGUGACAGGGCUGGGGCGGAAGGUGGGUGCGAUGCUGAUGGGGAGGGUUUUACAGCUCUUUAAAACAUUGCACAGGACCAGACAACAAGUUUUUAAAAAUGAUACCAGGGCACUAGAAGCAGCCAGAAUUAAGAUAAAUGAAGAAUUCAGAAAUAAUAAAAGUGAGACAUCUCCUAAGAAAAUAGAAGAGCUAAUGAAAAUAGGUUCCGAUGUUGAAUUGUUACUCAGAACAUCUGUUGUACAGGGUAUACUCACAGACCACAAUACAUUGAAAUUGGUUCCUAGGAAAGACCUUCUUAUAGAAAACGUGCCAUAUUGUGAUACACCAACUCAAAAGCAAUGA